Aspergillus wentii DTO 134E9 is the source of this 1065-nucleotide messenger RNA. RefSeq lists its product as uncharacterized. The transcript is spliced from 4 exons. The coding region runs from base 1 to 1065 and encodes 354 amino acids. Lineage: Eukaryota; Fungi; Ascomycota; Eurotiomycetes; Eurotiales; Aspergillaceae. The record is from RefSeq and is a predicted model, not a curated record.
AUGAAGACAUACUCGCUGGAUGUUCCGCUGGCCCGGAAUCCAGUCAUUGCCGUGACUUUCUUUGGCGCUUUGGCGACAUUGAUGACCGGGCUGAGGCUGUAUGCGCUGCGUCUGCGACAGACCAAGCCUGGUGCGCCAGAAUGGUUGAUUAUUGCUGCGUUGUUCAUCGUGUACUGCGAUAUUGCCAUUGAAUAUGUUUUGACUAUUGUCGGCGGCGCUGGUCGACACGCCAGCACGAUCGAUCCAUCCUCGGUCGUCAUCACCUUGAAGACCAUCCUCCCCCUCGAAGCCCUGUACGGCAUCGUCAUGGGUCUCAUCAAAACCUCCAUCAUGCUCUUCGUCACCCGCAUCUUCGGCACCAAACGCAACUUCAAGAUCAGCGUCGCUGUCACCAUGGCCAUUGUCUGGAUGUGGGCCAUCAGCGUUAUUCUCGAAACUUUUCUACUUUGUCGCCCGCUGGCAUUGAACUGGGAUAUGACGGUGCCGGGAAAGUGUGGGAAUCGCAAUGCAGCGUAUGUGGUGGCAGGCAUUCUGAACCUCAUCACGGACUUGAUGGUGAUGGCGCUGCCACUGCCGCAUAUUUGGAAACUGCAGUUGAAUAUAGCCAAGAAGAUUGCGUUAUGCUCUGUGUUCUGCAUGGGAUUGCUGGUAUCCGUCAUCAGCAUCAUCCGCCUCAAAGCCCUCAUGGACAUCGACUUCAACGACAUCACCCAUUCCGUCCAGCUGGGCGUCAUGUGGACUGUCCUCGAGCCCGAACUGGCCAUCAUCUGCGCCAACAUGCCUCUGAUGAAAGUCAUUCUCUCGCGAGCCAUGCCGACGAUCUUCUCGUCCCAGCGCAAAUACGCCAUCUCCGAUCCACAGGCUUUUGAGCGUCUGGACGAACACAGUGGGGGUGCUUAUCCUCUAAAUCGGAUGAAUCAGGCGGAGGCUUCUGGAGGUGGUCCUGCGAGGAAGAAAGGCAAGAGUGAUCUACUUGUUUCGAUGCAGACGAUGGAUGAGGAGUGGGGGAAUUCAUCGCAGCAGCAUCUGCCUAGUCGGGCAGAUGGCAAUGUACAUGGCAGUUGA